AUGGAGAACCAACAGGUUUACAACGAUGUUCAGAAGCACUAUGGUUUAGCCGCUAGAACUAGUGACGAUGAUGCCUAUAGCCGAAAGGUGGCGGCAGCGUUUGGGUACAGCGAGGAAGAGCUGGCAAACACGCCGGCAAACGCCAAUCUCGGACUGAGCUGCGGAAACCCAUUGGCACUUGCGAACCUGAAGGAGGGAGAAUGCGUGAUUGAUCUAGGCUCGGGUGCCGGCUUCGAUGUAUUCUUAGCUGCGAAGGCUGUGGGCUCUACCGGCAAGGUCAUCGGAGUAGACAUGAACAAGGCAAGAGGAACACACGAUCGUGCAGACAUGCUCGAGAGGGCAAACAAGAACAAGGAAAACGCAAAGGCGGAGAACGUCUCCUUUGUCGACUCGCAGAUCACAGCCAUCAACCUGCCUGACUCCAUUGCCAACUGUAUCAUCAGCAACUGUGUGGUGAACCUUGUCCCCGAAUCAGAGAAGCAGCUUGUUUUCAACGAGAUGUUCCGCCUCCUCAAGCCUGGCGGCCGGGUUGCCAUCAGCGAUAUCCUUGCCAAAAAGCCACUAUCAGCCGAGAUCCGUAAGAGCGUGGCUCUCUAUGUUGGUUGCAUUGCCGGUGCCAGCCAGGUUGCGGACUACGAGAAGUACUUCCGCAGCGCUGGAUUCAACGAUAUCCUUAUUGUCGACACCAAGUCGGACUUGAACGUUUAUACAACCGCCAAAGACGACGGUCCGGCUGCUGGCGGCUGCAGCACGAAGAGUAAGCCAGGCUGCUGCAGCGGAGGAGUAGUCUCAGCCGAGUCGGCGGCCGCAGUUGCAAAUGUUGAUUUUAACGAAUGGGCGGGUAAGUGGUGA
Molecule: messenger RNA, 852 nt
Organism: Nannizzia gypsea CBS 118893
Lineage: Eukaryota; Fungi; Ascomycota; Eurotiomycetes; Onygenales; Arthrodermataceae
Product: arsenite S-adenosylmethyltransferase
Exons: 4
Coding region: 1-852 (283 amino acids)
Molecular function (GO): methyltransferase activity
Source: RefSeq, a predicted model, not a curated record